Morchella sextelata is the source of this 6027-nucleotide messenger RNA. RefSeq lists its product as uncharacterized. Lineage: Eukaryota; Fungi; Ascomycota; Pezizomycetes; Pezizales; Morchellaceae. The record is from RefSeq and is a predicted model, not a curated record. The transcript has 3 exons. Bases 1 to 6027 code for a protein of 2008 amino acids.
AUGGACUUCUCAAAUUCAAUAUCACGAAAGCAUCCGGCGGAGUCGACAAACUUUACAACCCCCGUAAAAAGACGCCGCACAACCGUAGUUCACACACCUGUUCCGCAGAAUGCCCGGAGCAAUAUGUUCGACAAGUCACAGAAUUUGUCAUUUACAUCUUCGUCGUCAGCCGAAGGAGGAAUUCCUUCUACCGCUCCGCGUUUGCGUAUGAAUGCACCAAUUACUCCUGGUCAACCCCGUACUGCAGCACCGGACAUGGGCGCUCCAAACACCGUGGGCGGAAAUAGGACGAAGCUCCUAGAACCUCGUUCAUUUGCUCCAAAGCCCUUGCAAUCGCCCUUUGCAGCACGCUCGAUGCGGAACAGAAAGCCAACAGAGUCUAGUUUUAGGUUUCUUACACAGCUGCGGAAACAGCAGGCAGAGGCAGCAGCUCGAUCUACUGCUAAAGCUGAUCCUGCCGUGCCCGUAGCGAUGUCACCAUCUGAAAACCCACCAUCUAAAGGCUUGGCAAACUCGGUCAAUGGAUCGCGUGUAGCAACCUCUUCAGCUACAGCAGUGCAGACCCCCACUCCUGCGCGUAGAAUUCAUAAACCCAAUUUUAGAUCUGAACGAAAGCCAUCCCCAAGGCCUCCAGGCUCGCCCUCGAUGUAUCAUUUUGGGGGAAAUACGAGCACAUUACAUUUACCGUUUUUUGGCACUAGUGCACAAAGCCCUGCUGCUUCUAGUCCAAGUGCGCCCGAAUCGCGUCUGGUGUCUAAAUCUUCUUCCGGGGAGACUGCUGUUCGAGCUGAUGGCAUUAUAAAUUUCCUCGCUAGUUCAAUCGAGAAAGCUAAACAAGCACUCGCUGGAAACCGCGCCGAUCGUAAUGAAGAGCGGAAAGAGAAGGAAAAGGAAGCUAUUCGGAAGAGGAUUGAGGAAGAACAAAGAAUCAAAAGGGAUGAAAUAUUCAAAGCGGAAAUACAACGUGAAAAAAAUGAAAGGGAAGAGAGAGAACGCGAAGAGAGAGAACGCGAAGAGAGAGAACGCGAAGAGAGAGAACAAAUUCGUGAAACGGAAGACAAAGGUAAAAAUAUGGAGAGGGACUGGUAUGCAGAUGGCGCUCCAUCAUUUGUGACCGAAGAUACAAUUCUUGAUCCAGUGGAUUACACGCCGAAUGGGUUCCAUGAAGCUACUUUUGUGGAGGAAGAGUCGACCCAAAAUCAAAAUCCCUCCAUUAUCGCAUCGUCACCCAUUGUGAGGUUUAAGGACCUGUUGGAGCAAUCUACCUCCCAGGCCCAAAAUAUUAAUCACGGUGGCCGUGAGGCAUCUUCUGAGGAAAGUGAGGAAAGUGAGGAAGAGGAGGAAGAGGAGGAAGAGGAGGAGAUACAGAAGAGACCGGUUGUUAAGGACAGACCUAAGUCCAAACCUACAGAAGUGAUUUGUAUCGAUUCCUCGUCCGAUGAGGGCGAAGGUGAAGAAAUUAUACAAGAGGCAGAAGAAGAUGAGGGAGAGGAGGAGGACGAUGAAGAUGAAGACGAAGACGAAGACGAAGACGAAGAUGAAACUGUAAACAUGAACCCUGCACCUAAAUUUUUAUUCAAUCAUCCCCGAAAACUUCCCGGUAGCGAAGAUCCUGAGGGUGAAGGGAUUGAAGAGGAUGAGUAUGAGGAAUACGACGAGGAAGAAACUGCAGAUUAUGAUGAAGAGGAUGAAGAAGGUGAGGAAAUUGCACCAAGCUCGGCCUAUAAGUCAAGGCAAUUUCUUGAAGACGACGAAGCCGAGGAAAUCAUCGAGCAAUUUGGAGCCGAGCCAGCGGACUCCGGCGACGACGAGGAAGAAGAAAAGGAGCCGAGCUACAUCGAGGAAGAGACCGAAAGGGAUGAAACCGAUCAUGAGGGCUAUGGAAACGAGACUUCAGUAGUAGAAGGCGACGCGGAUCACAGUUUGGACUCAACCGUCGUGGUUGAUAGGUCUAGCCAACAUUCAUCCACGCUGACCAAACCCCAGAGUGAGGGUCAGGGGAAUAUAGUCCUAGAAGCUAUUGUCAGCUCACCUGCACAAGAUUCGGAUCCAACUCUGGUUUCUCCACAUCAGGAGCAGGACGCUGAUCAACUCUCCUCAUCUCGUUCCACCACCCCCACUCCAACCAGUCCAGCGGGUAUUGUUAUCAUUGAUGAUGAUGCCUCCGACGGGGAAUUGCAGCAUGAUGCCAAGGAUGUUGAACCACAACCAGACUCUCUCCAAUUGGUUUCAGACAACGAAGAGCCCUCGGUGGUGGAAAACCCGGGUAUCUACAUAAAUGAAGAUGCUGAUGUGUUUAACCGAUACGAUAAACACAUUGGGAAAUGUGACGACAGCGGCCAUUUCUUUGCUGAUACAGAUGACAAGGCCAUUGGGUUCAUCAGUGCAGAAGGUGUCUUCCACGGAUUCCAGGAAGAUCCGGAGCAGGGUACCAGGGCGUUGACCAAUUCAGAGUUGAACGGGAAACCAAGAAAUGACGAUCCUGACUAUGUGGAUGAAGAAGAGGAAAACGAAGAAGAGGGUGAUAACGAGAUUGAGGCAGAUUUCAAGAGGGCUCUUGAAGAGGAAGAUGAAGACGCCGAGGCCGAGGACGACACAGAGCUCGAGAAGCAAGAAGCUCUCCCGGAUGUUGUUGAGCCUGAACCCAGAGAAGUUGUUUUCACUCCCGCCAAGGAAGAAGAAGAUUCUUUCUUCCACCACGGAAAGGAACAACCUUCAACCCCGAAAACUUCAUAUCGCAUGAUGAGCAACGAUGAAUUAUCGAGAAGUUUGAGACUUAAUAAGGAUGGAGGCCUUAUUGUCAAGGAAGCUACUCCCGAGCCUCAGUCAGAUGAAGAUGAGACGCCAGUAGGCCAAAUCUCGGAGAACAAGGCCGAGCUAGACGAAAAGAUCGAAGAGCCUUUGGUAGACCCAGCUUUAUUAGAAACGACCCAAGCCCCAGCCACGACCUCCGAAAAAGAGGAAGAAUCAUCGCCAGCAUCCCCAAUUGCCGAAGUUGAGCUCACUGUUGAAUUAGAAGUUGAAAUUACUAAAAUUGAAGCCGGACCCGAAAAUGAGGAUGACGAAGAAGCUGAUACAACAAUGCAGACUUGUGCUGAAGGGGAGGACGAAGCUGACACAACAAUGCAGACUUGUGUUGAAGAGGUUUCGAUUCACUCUGAAAGUAUCGCUAUCGUCGAGCGCGAUGGUGGUGAAGCUGAUGAGAGCGAGGACGAGGGCGAGGGUGAACCUUCCCCUACUCUCCUUCCUGAUUCAUUCUAUGAUAGUUCUUCUAUGGUUAGAGAUUUCAGAGAAGGCACUGUCGAAGAACAGAUUAUCGAGUGGCAGCAAGGUGAUAAGAGGGAGAGCUACCAUAAAUACAGCAUCAGAGAGGAGGACGAGGAUAGCGGGAGUGAGAUGGAAGAGGAAGGAGCUGUCGAAGAAGAGGCGCCGGUGGAUGAGAGUGUAGGGGAAGAGCAGCCUGAAGAGGAAGAGAAAACAGAUGUUGAUGACCCUGAAGAGGGAGAUGAGAUCAUGAAUCCAUACCCCAAGAUUCCAAACCAACCGAUGUUCGGAUCUAUGCCACCUACUGCACCUUCGUCAUUUGAUACGAAGUUGGCGACUGCUCCUCCGUUUGGGUUUAAACCACCAUCUAUUGCCACAUCGGAAACAGCUGGAGAAAGGCUGGCAACGGCUCCGUUAUACUCAUUCACCCCGCCAACCUCUUCCCCAUCCGAGACAUCAUCAGCAGAAAGGUUACCUGCAGUACCACUCUUUGGCUUGAAUACAUCCACCAUUUCUACUCAACCCCCGGGCGAUCAGUUGCCGACCACACCAUUGUUUGGGUUCCAGCCACCUAGCUCCACUCCAUCGGAAUCAUCUGGGGGGAUGCUAGCGACUGCGCCGUUAUUUGCUUUCCGGCCGCCUACCGCCAUGAACGUAUCGGCUGAGAAGGUUGAAUACCCUGCGCUGGCAAGCAAGCCGUCAUUCGGGUUUAAUCCAUCUACCACUUCUUCGUCUUCUGCUGGUGGAGAGAAGUUGGCAUCUGCGCCGCCGUUUGGGUUCAAGCCACCCACCACUUCUUCGAUUCCAACAGGCGGUGAUAGGUUGCCGACCGCACCAUUGUUUGGGUUCCAGCCACCUAGCUCCACUCCAUCGGAAUCAUCUGGAGAAAGGCUAGCGACUGCGCCGUUAUUUGCUUUCCAGCCACCUAUUGCCAUGAACGCAGAAGUGUCAACUGAGUCUGCUAUAGAGAAGGUCGAAUACCCUGCGCUGGCAAGCAAGCCAUCAUUUGGGUUUAAUCCACCUACCACUUCUUCGUCUUCUGCUGGUGGAGAGAAGUUGGCAUCCGCGCCGCCGUUUGGGUUCAAGCCUCCCACCACUUCUUCGGUGCCAGCUGUCGGUGAGAAAUUGGCAACAGCACCGUUAUAUGGGUUCAAGCCACCGUCUGCGGCUCCAUCAGAAACUGUACCAGUUGAGAUGUUGCCAGCAACGCCACUCUUUGGCUUCACACCGCCCUCUUCAAUGCCCGCACAGGCGGCGGAUGAGGUUACUGCAACGGGUACUGGGGCUGACGUCGAGAUUGUUCUUGACGAGGAGAGUAUCGAGGAAGAGGCGAAUGUUACGGUAGACCUUGGUCUUGGCGAGGAUGAUGUAGCUCUAGUACUGGAAGAUGAUGAAGAGCAUAGCGCGGGGGAAGCUCAAGAACGAGAGCCUGCUAAGGUCACAGGAGAUUAUGAGGUGGGAGAAAACACAUCAGCCUCAGAGCGUGAAACAACCGCAACUCCUCCGCCGUCGGAGGCGAUCAACAAAAAGAGGAAAAGGACGGGAAAGACAUCAGAUAUCAUUACUCCAGAAGAACACCAAGAUGUUGAAAUGGUCGACGAACUCGCUCACUCUCCUAUACCUAAACCCAAAAAGGGACGCGCAGUACGUGCAUCAAAGCGUACUGCUGCGAAGAAGCGUAAAGGUGAUACCAACUUUGUCCCACAAGACGAAAGCGAACACGAAGAGGACAUGGAAGUCAAAGAGCCGGAGGUCAAAAAACGCCGUACCACUCGCAAGAAAACUUCAGCAGGCAGCACAAAAAAAGAGGACAAGGAACCAUAUCUCGAGGGCGAGAAGUUGGAAGACGAGCUCAAGACCGUUGAAACUGCCGUUGCCACCGCACUCGAUCCUGAUAUUCCACCAAAGGAAACUGUUGAGUUGCCCGAUGGAAGUGAAGUUCCCGCUAUCCAACCUGAAGAAGUUGACAUCUCACUCGGGAAGGAGUUGAGGGAUGGGAAGGUCGUUGAGCCUUCUUCACAGCCAAAGAGGACUAGAAAAAGGGCACGUGAAGCCUCAGUUGAACCGACAAAGCAGGCAGCCAAAACGACAAGAUCAGCUGCCAAAAAGGCAGUCUCUGUCAGAGAAACCUCUCUCGAACCUGAAGUCGCUGAGCCCGAGGUGGAGGAAGAGAAGGACAGGGUGGAGGAGAAGAUGGUGGAGGAGGAACUUGAAUCUCUCCCAAAGACGAAGAAGGCAGCUGCCCCUAUUGCUCCCCGUCGGGGACGCUCAGCCUCAGUCGAGCCUUUGAUCUCGUUUGAGGAGCGACCAAUAAGAGCAACUAGGGCUAGGAAGACACCUUCUGUUAAGGAACUUUCCGUUGAACCCGAGGAGCAACCGCCGAUAAGACUCUCCAGAGCCAAGAGAACCCCCUCCAUCAGGGGAAAUUCCGUCGAGCCAGAGGCCACGGGUGAUAUGGACAUCAUCACUCUUCGCAAUAGAAAAGUCGUCGUCAACCGUCAAGGCUCUGUUGACCUAUCGGCCGAUGAGACGGAUCGUAGCACCAACACCAUUCGCCGGAGUUCUAGACAAAAGAAGGCAUCUGCAGCAUCUGCAGCAUCUGCAGCACCUACUGAUGCACCGUCACCCCCUUCAAAAGAAAACCUCCCCGUGACCCCCAAAGCCAAACGAACAAGGAAACCACCGGUGAUGAGUGCAAUCAAGGAAGCUGAGGUGGAAGCGAGUGCGAAGAAAGUCCGAAGGAGCAAGAGAAAAGAAAUAUAA